Molecule: messenger RNA, 1946 nt
Organism: Cydia fagiglandana
Lineage: Eukaryota; Metazoa; Arthropoda; Insecta; Lepidoptera; Tortricidae
Product: transmembrane protease serine 9-like
Exons: 12
Coding region: 337-1917 (526 amino acids)
Biological process (GO): proteolysis
Molecular function (GO): serine-type endopeptidase activity
Source: RefSeq, a predicted model, not a curated record
CUCCCACGUCACUGCUAUAUCACGAAUCAUCAUGUCCUGAAAGGCAUAAUCCAUCUUAAGUGCACCGAACCUAAUGGUUGUCAUAAUUUACAAAGCUUCGGUAUCAUUGGCCGCCGCAAAUGUCAGGCUUUACAAAAGGAGGAAAAGCUCUGUUAUCUUUUCAACUUUUUAUAUGUGGAGCGUCCGUGCAAAAAUAUUAUAAAGGCGCGGAGGCAACGGACCCAAGCAUUUUGCAAAGAGCCACCUCGUGGGCUGUACGGUCUUCGCGCGCGUCCCAAAUUGAUACAUUUACUGAACAAUUCUAGUGCAUGGUUCCUGGGUAUAAUUUGUGUCAAGAUGCUGCUAACGAAUAGAUUAGCGGCCUUCUGCUUCGCCUUACUAGGCUUGGUAUGCGAGAGUGUCUCCGAUGGUUUAAACGGAUUUUCUGAAAAGGACGGCGCUUUUUACACUGACGAUGCGGUAGUUUUAAAUGCUCCCGCGAGUCGGGUGAAACGCGACCUCACGAAUAAUACUCGCAGUGGAAAACAACUUAUUUUGCUGAGACAGGUGCAACCCGAAGGAGCGUUCGGACUGGACUGCGAGACGACGCUCGGGAAACAGGGCACUUGCAAGAGCUUCCACGACUGCUACCCGCUGCUGAAGGUGGCUGACCUGUCGGGAUCCAACGGCUGGGUCAUGGGCCACUACGAUACCUGCAGUUACAUCAGCGCUGACAACAUGGAGGUGUUCGGCGUGUGUUGCACGGAGCCGGUAGGCACGCCUCCACAGCAAGAACCUGAUGUCCAGAGACUGGGCAUGCUGCCCCAGGUCAUGCCAGCGCAGGGACCGCCACUGGCUUAUCAAGCGUUUCCCGGCCACCUAGCAGCCUUCGCCCCACAAUGGCAGUACGGAGCAAACAUGCGUCAGAUUCCCGCACAGUGGCCGCCGACCAUCCCGCCACUGCCCACGCACCCGCCAGACCACACUGCACCUACCCACCCUCCUUCACUAGUGGCCGGAGGAGGAACCACCCGUCCCCCAACACAAACUACUUGGGGCACGAGACCACCUACUUCUACCCCAUCGACGACUAAACAGUCCUGGCCUCCGGCGUACCCCACGCAGCCCACUAGGCCUACGAAUCCUACGACUACGCCUGCGGCCGACGGCACUUGUGGCAUUAAAAACGGAUACCGGACGUACGAAGCCUUCCUGGACGAAGAACGCAUUGUGGGCGGUCACAGCGCCGACUUGAACGAGUGGCCGUGGAUCGUGGCCCUGUUCAACGGCGGACGGCAGUUCUGUGGAGGCUCGCUGAUCGACGACCGACACGUGCUAUCGGCGGCUCAUUGUGUGGCCCACAUGACGUCAUGGGACGUGGCACGUUUAACGGCGAGAAUAGCUGACCACAACAUCCACACCAACACCGAGACUCAGCACAUCGAGAGGAAGAUCAAGCGAGUAGUGCGGCACCGCGGGUUCGACAUGCGGACUUUGUACAACGACGUCGCCAUUCUGACCUUGGAUCAACCAGUGCCCUUCACGCGGAACAUCAAGCCCGUCUGCCUCCCGUCAGGCAGCCGGGCCUACUCGGGUCAGAUUGGAACGGUUAUUGGAUGGGGCAGUUUGCGAGAAGCGGGCCCGCAACCCUCCGUUCUUCAAGAGGUCUCAAUCCCUAUUUGGACCAACCAGGAGUGCAGGCUGAAGUACGGCGCCGCUGCUCCAGGUGGCAUUGUCGACCACAUGCUUUGCGCCGGUAAAGCCAGUAUGGACUCUUGUAGUGGCGACAGCGGAGGCCCCCUGAUGGUGAAUGAGGGCGGGCGCUGGACGCAGGUUGGCGUGGUGUCGUGGGGCAUCGGCUGCGGCAAGGGCCACUACCCGGGCGUCUACACGCGCGUCACCGCCUUCCUGCCUUGGAUACAGAAGAACGCUAAGUAGUCAGUUCAAAUCUGCUAGAGGUCGCCACA